Molecule: messenger RNA, 640 nt
Organism: Amphimedon queenslandica
Lineage: Eukaryota; Metazoa; Porifera; Demospongiae; Haplosclerida; Niphatidae
Exons: 3
Coding region: 100-573 (157 amino acids)
Source: RefSeq, a predicted model, not a curated record
UUUGUUAGCUCGUUUGUUAGUGACACUGUGACUAAGCAAAGUUUGGAUCAUAGACUACGUUACUUGGCACUUGCUCAAAACUCGCUGAGUCCCAGGAAGAUGAGUUCUGUUCCUGAACUAGAUGAGAAGGAAAGGAUGAUCAAGAGUGAUGAUCCGCCUUCAAGAUUAGUUACUGUACCAUUAACUCAACAGCAACAAUCACAGUUUCUAAAUUAUGUACCAAGCCUUCAAGUUCCGCAGGAGUUCAUUCCAAAUGAUUUCUUUCUUCCAACAUUUGUCAUUACAAUAGCAUGUGGCGUCGUCAGUGUUUCAACUCUCCUUUUUACUAUUCCGGCAAUAAUCUGUGCAACGCUUUCGUGGAUGAAAAAAAGACAAGGUAUUCAAUUUCAUCGUUCAGCAAAAACAUUUGGUAAAGCAGCACUUAUACUGGACGUUGUUGUUUUACUGUGGAUGCUUGGCUGGGGAAUUUUAGUAGUAACAUAUGUUACUGCAGCAUAUUACAUAUUCAAUGUUCUUGAAGCUGAUGACUUUGGCUGUGGAGGUGAUGUUCAUAUUGAAACUCCUUUCUAUUAAUGACAUUUUAUUACAAACAUUUAUAUUUAAAAAAUAAUUUAUAAGCAGGCCAAAUACUGUGUCAGGA